UCGGGCCCCGGUUUGGAGAUGCGACGUUUGCGAAGUUAAAAGCAUUAGAAUCCACAUGUAUAAUCAUUUUUUUUUUCUUCAGGAAAGAGAACAACAGUUACACUUGAACAAUUACUACACUAAAAACCUUGAACGAUGGGAGUUCCCCGGUCUAAGAGCUUCCUCGUCACCGCGGUGUUGUUGGUCCUUCUGGCGGGACAAACCGCUGGUUGGAGGCGCAGGCGACAAACCUGCACCCCGGUCAACUGUCAGUGGGGUCCGUGGACAUCUUGGUCCUCAUGUACAUCUCAAUGUGGUACUUUAGGAACACGGACAAGAACAAGAGCCUACAGCCCUGCGGCAUCAUGUAACGGACUCGCCUGUACUGGCCCCAGCUCGGAGACGGAGGAGUGCAACAGGUCCUGUCCUAACGGUUCUCCCUUACAUGACGGCUGUGACUGUACGGGCACUGGCUACACCGGAACGUGCUGCGACAUCGACGUGGAUGAAUGCGCCCUUGAGACAGACACCUGCCACGAACAUGCCACCUGUUCCAAUACACCUGGGAGCUACACCUGCGAUUGUAUCACCGGCUACGAUGGCGACGGAAAUACUUGCACUGAUAUCGACGAAUGUGACGAGGAAACAGACACCUGUGACGAAGAUGCCACCUGUACCAACACACCUGGAAGUUACACCUGUGCUUGCAACCAGGGAUACCAUGGUGAUGGAAACACCUGUACAGACAUUAACGAAUGUGACGAUGGAACGGACACCUGUCAUGACGAUGCCACCUGUUCCAACACACCUGGGAGCUACACCUGUGCUUGUAACCAGGGAUACGAUGGCGAUGGAAACACUUGUACCGACAUCGACGAGUGUACCGAGGAAACAGACACCUGUCAUGCACUAGCCACCUGUUCCAACACACCUGGCAGCUACACCUGCGCGUGUGACCACCCAUACACCGGAAACGGCUACAGUUGCUCCGUAUCUUGCUCGGCCCUCUACCCAAGUCUUCACCCUGCCAGAAACUUCGCCAAGUUCCGGAGUCACUGCUUUUGGUCAGGCUCGCAUAGAACCCCGGAGCUGAACUACAUCUCCGCCAAGGGGGUGUGCGAGUCCUACGGAGGCACGCUAGCGAUGAUCAAAGAUGCUGAGACACAGAAUUUCCUUAAAAACCACUUGAAGAACACGAGCGGUAGAACUCAGAGGAACUACUGGAUCGGUCUGGACGAUCUGAACGAUGAGCGCACUUUCCUGUGGAAUGACGACACCCCGCUUGGAGAGUACCGACGGUUCAAGUCCAACGCCCCUCAUAAGAUCCGGGACUGCGUGGUGCUGUGGAGGACCGCCAGAAAAGCUAAAUGGGACAUCAAGAACUGCGACUUCACCAUGCCGUACAUCUGCCAGCUUCCUGACGGUUCUUAAGACGACGAUGAACGCUGACGUCAUCCUCACAACGAUGCUGUGACGUAAUCUGACGCAUGACGUUCCGCAUACAUAGUUUAUUACGUAGUAUAUUAAUGCGAGCAUUGUGGAAACUAAAAUAUUACACAACGUGACUUAGUAUAAAGGCAAUAUAUCGCUCUAAUGAUCAAUGAAUUUCAAUGGAUCAUAGUUAUAAGAUAUAAUGCUGUCAUAAAACUCUUAAAUACAUGUGUAUGAAAAAUGGGGCAAUAUCAGAUUAGGUGAUUGAAAAACCAAACUAUGAAAAUAUAAUUAUUUCAUGGUUUGUAUGAUUCGCAUCUAGGUUUUUUAAAGCCAAUAUUCUUAUAUAGCGCAUUUGAAUUGUUAGACAAUGUACUUGUCACUUUACAGGGUAAAUCAUUUAUCUCUGAAUCUUUUAUGGACGUUAUUACAGUAGAAAAUCCACAUAAGGAUUUC
This is a messenger RNA of Branchiostoma floridae (Florida lancelet), 1866 nucleotides long. Its product is annotated as fibrillin-2-like. The record is from RefSeq and is a predicted model, not a curated record. Gene Ontology annotation, molecular function: calcium ion binding. The coding region runs from base 136 to 1410 and encodes 424 amino acids. The transcript has 9 exons. NCBI's taxonomy places the organism in Eukaryota, Metazoa, Chordata, Leptocardii, Amphioxiformes, Branchiostomatidae.